AUGAGCCCUCUGGGCAGUGGGAGGAGAGGCCUACGCUCACAGCUAUUUGAUAUUCUGUCAACCAUUGCUCCUGUUGACUCUGUCCGGAGACCGCAAACCAUAUCAAUUGCUCGAAAACAGCUCUCCUCACUCUCACCUUCGCCGAAAUAUGCUUCUACUGUAAGCAGCUGCCACAACGAAUCGAAAUCAGAGCUUUCAUCUCCUCGGCAGCCCCAUGAUGCAGGCAUUCGGGGCUCCAAGAUAUCAUCCAGGCGGAAUAGCUCAUCACAGCGUCGGGAAUUGGAUGAUAGAAGACAUCAUAAAGACAAUGGAACACAUAUCAUGCCGCAACAACCGCAGCCUCGAGCUAAACAUAUGCCUAAAUGCGCAGAGGUUCACGUUCCUUGCCCAAACCAACGGUUGACGACCUCCCGCAGUGUUGAACCCCCAAUUAAUGCACCUUUGAGGUAUCUAAAAGGCUAUAAUUUAUCACGGCCACAGAGACGGGAAUUGCGUGCGGCAAUUGAAAGUGAAUGUGCAGAAAUUCGAUCCUCUACAGACCGUGAUGUGUACUCUGAUGAGUACCUGGUCAGAGAAAUGUCUCUCUAUCCGCUUUCCCAAAUUCAUCCGAAAUGGAAACAAAACUUGAAGACGCUAUACGCCAAUAAACGCAAUAAUGUUCCCGUUUCUGAAACAUGGAAAAUGUUGAGCACUGAGGAUUCUGAUAUUGUGCCUGGGUGGAUCAAGGGUAUUUUGGGCUCUCCCCGCACCGCGCCUCCCCCUUCUACACGGUGGCGGCGCUUAUGUCGAAAUGAAGCCGCCAGGCGAUGGCCUCUUAUGAUUCUGUGGCUACUGUUACAUUCACCAUUGAGAGCUCUACGGUUUUUAGAGGCUACAACCACCCGCUUUUCUCCCUCUUUCCCCAUGGUUGCAGAUUGCUUUAUCUAUCUUGAAACUUUUCAUAUUGCAGAUUUUCUGAGCUCCCCAAAAUCGAAAAAGAGGUAUAUUCAUACAUUGCGACAUUGCCUCAGGCCAGAAGUCCUGCCCCACCUGUCGAUGGGCUCACAGAGCGGGUUUCGGCUUUAUCUGAAAUACUGCGAGCCUCAUAUCCUAUUAAAGGGCUUUAAGCACGUUAUAAAACGUCAAAAGUUUCUCUCUCUGGAGACCUUACUAUGCUUUACAGACCUUUUUACCAAGCAAGGCAACAUCCCGGAAGCUUUGAACUCAUUGCGCCUUCUUAUGACUCGGUUUGAACCCCAGAAAUAUCAUAAAUCUCCAACAGUUACGGACCGGUGCUGCAACCUUUUAAAACUAGACCGUUACACUCGCAAAGAUGAUGGCAACAUCACGUUUGAAAUAUUACCACAAAUCCUGCAGAUGGGAGUACAGCCUGAUUUGUCUAUAUAUAAUAUUGUGGUAUCUAACGCUUCGAAAUCGGACGACUUGGACACUGCGCUGCAGAUAGUUCAGCUGAUGGAAAGCCAAGGGGUUACACCAGACUCCCAUACGUACCUAUUAAUACUACACAAUGCUGUUCGUCUUAGGGAUUAUGAAAAGGUAGACCACAUACUCCACAAGAUUACGAAAGUCAAGACCCUGUCAACACAUCCACAUAUUGUCAGCAAAACGUUGCAUGCAAUUCUAUUACUCCCUAAUAGUACGGGCCCAGGACAGAAAGGUGCCAUGGAAACCUUUCAUAAAAUGCUUAACGUUUAUAAAAGAGCACACCAAUUACAGCCACUGGUCGACCUAGGGCUGGUUCCAUACAGCCAGAAUGACCAAGUACUUUCAGCAUCGAAAUCUCCCCCUUCGAACCAAUCCCUAGGUAUCAUGAUCACGGCGUACCUAAGGACGCAGCCUGACCCUGACAAAGUUUGGGAGUACUUUACACGCUUUCAGAAACUGGUGGCUAGCGGACAUCCUCUAAUUACACCUCUGGUUUCAACAGAUUAUGUCUUUAAUAGCUUUCUCAUGGCGCUUCGGUUUGAAUCUCGGAUGAUACCGAACUGUUUCAUGCUUCUCAAGUAUAUGCUCCAACCUCUCUCAGAAACAGCUCUCUAUGUAGCGAGAGGCCAGGGCUGUGACCCACUUUCACCUUUACCAGCGCAACCAUCGAAACGAACUUGGACGAUAUUAUUAAAUACAUUAAUAUCUCAUAACCAGAUAGAGGCAGCGGAGAAACUUCACCAAACGAUGAAAGAUCGCGGAGUAGAAAUCAAUGAUGUGUCCUGGAACACCCUCAUCAGGGGAUAUGCUUCCAAUCAGAUGGUCGAAGCAGCAGCUAAAGCGCUGAAGGAGAUGGAGAGGCAGUCUUGGAGCCCUGAUGGUCACACCGUCAAGGCCUUGGGAUUUAUUGAGAACCAAGAGCUUCUUCGUACAAUCCUUGAUCACCUUGACUCUGAGUCUGAGUUGGAGAAAGGCAAGUCGGCUGUCGAAGAGUGUUAA
Microsporum canis CBS 113480 is the source of this 2424-nucleotide messenger RNA. Its product is annotated as pentatricopeptide repeat protein. The transcript has a single exon. Bases 1 to 2424 code for a protein of 807 amino acids. The record is from RefSeq and is a predicted model, not a curated record. Gene Ontology annotation, molecular function: protein binding. Lineage: Eukaryota; Fungi; Ascomycota; Eurotiomycetes; Onygenales; Arthrodermataceae.